Messenger RNA from Pristis pectinata (smalltooth sawfish), 5404 nucleotides. Its product is annotated as transmembrane channel-like protein 5. NCBI's taxonomy places the organism in Eukaryota, Metazoa, Chordata, Chondrichthyes, Rhinopristiformes, Pristidae. Gene Ontology annotation, molecular function: mechanosensitive monoatomic ion channel activity. The transcript is spliced from 25 exons. Gene Ontology annotation, cellular component: plasma membrane. The coding region runs from base 365 to 3106 and encodes 913 amino acids. The record is from RefSeq and is a predicted model, not a curated record.
GAGUUCCGGGAGGAGGAGAAUUUCAUUACUAUUCAUUUGCAUCCAUGGUGCCAACAUCGCUACUUUAAAACUGAAGAGGGAAUAGAAAAUCGAUCAUAAACGCUGGUCUAUCCCAAAUGUGGAGAAUUUCAGAUAAACUACGACUGCAUUUUAUUUGUUUCCAGGCAGCGGAAACAGUUUACGCGCAGUAGCUUGGUAAUUAACUGAUAGGAAGAUUUCUGACCUUCGAUCACAGUUUACAGGCAGAGAGCUGGGUCUCGCUUUAGACUUGAGGCGUUGAAGGAAAGGUUAGAUGCCUCAUCAGGAACAAAGAAUUUUGCCAUUGGACUAGAGAGCCAAAACUUCAAGAAAUAUAUUUAUCACAAUGAACCAUCAAGAAGAUAAUGAAUGCUUUGCAAACUAUGCAUAUCACCACUCAGAAACACUGGAAAUGGACAGAGGUUCACAGAUGCGAUCUUCUACAUUCCGUACAACUUCAUUGCCAUCUUCCGACCAGGAUCUGUAUGAUUCAUCCAAUGUUUGGAGAAAUUGGGACCGGCCAGAGACUAUACAAAUGACAACAAUUGGAAGAGAACACAGUGAAUUAAGACCUCGACUCACUAAUAUGAAUCCAUAUGAAAAUAACACUGGAUUUGUUAAUCCUGGAUUUGAACCAAUAACAGAUGAAUCUUAUAGCUCUGCUUCAUCAAUGUAUGACGGGCAUAGCCAACAAGAUCAUUCAUUCAUUCCCGACCUUCACGGAAAUGUUGACAUUUCAAACCAAGAGUCAGCUGCAGCAAAAAGGCGUAGAAGCAUUGGAACUGCAAAACGAUUAGCAUCCUUGGCUGGCUUGAGUUUUUCACAGUUUAUAAAACCAGAACUGGAAAUAAGUGAAGAAGAGAAAGAAGAAAAGAGAGCGCUUGUUGCUGAACUGGUGACUUUAUCACCCAAUGAAAGAGCGAGGGCCAUUCAAGAAUUGACAGUGAGCAUGGAUGAGAAACGAGAGAUAAGGGAUCAGGUGUAUCUGGAGAUUGGGCCAAAGUCAAUGGAAGCAGAUUAUCAGAUAGCUAGCUGCACCCAGCUUCUGACUAGCAUAUCAUCUUCUCUUCGACGCUUUCGUGAAAACAUGAUUGAAAUUUUCCAUUCAAUUCAUCCCUGGCAUAGAUCCCUGAAAGUUAUUGGUGGCAAGUUCGGAACAGGUGUUCUCUCUUAUUUCACCUUCCUCAAGUGGCUGCUUAUGUUUAAUGUCUUUUCCUUCCUGAUUAACUUCAGCUUCAUUACCAUCCCACAAUUCUUUGCCUUGGGUCCCAACAACCUCACUUUCACAGGCUUGGAGCUUCUCACUGGUGCAGGUUAUUUUACACAGACUGUUUUUUAUUAUGGGUUUUAUACUAAUGCUAGCAUUCAAGCAAGUCCUGCUGCUGGAAUGUAUAAUAUGCAACUUGCUUACUUCCUCACAUUUGGAUUCUACAUGCUGAUUUGCUUUCUGUCUCUGGUUUACAGCAUAGCAAAGUCAUUCAAUGAAAACUUCACAACAAUUGGCACUUCCUCUGGUGAGGCAGCCAGGCUUCUAUGUUCAUGGGAUUUUAACAUUACUAAUGAAAAAACAGUACAACUGAAAAAAACGAGCCUGAGCACACAGUUAAAGGAAAUGUUAUCAGACAAAAUGCAUUACAAGAGGCAACUAACAAGAAAACAGAAAAUCGUGAGAUGUUUAAUUCAUCUGAUGACUUGGAUUAUUUCGUUAGGUACAACAUUAGGCUGCUGUAUGGGAGUUUAUUUCUAUUCUGUUUCCAAUUUUCAGGUUAUUCAAAAAGAUCCAACAAAGGAAGAAUUACAAAAGCAAGCAGCAACAUUGUUUUUGCCUUUUCUGGUGGCAAGCAUCAAUCUAUUCAUACCAUUAUUCUUCUCUUUCCUUGGCUUUAUGGAAAGAUUCAAAUAUCCAUGGCAUGAGAUAUAUGUUCUUAUUAUAAGAAAUGUUUUGCUGAAGAUGUCAAUAAUUGGAGUUCUGUGUUACUAUUGGUUGGUGAUAGUAGCAGAUACAGUGGAGUGUUGGGAAACAUUCGUAGGUCAAGAUCUCUAUCGACUUGUAGUGACUGAUUUUAUCUUCUCCUUAUUCAGUUCCUUCUUUGGGGAAUUCAUUCGAAGCGUUAUGGGGACACAUUGCUGCCCAAAACUUGGAAUACCAGAAUUUGACAUUGCAAGGAAUGUAUUAGCAUUGAUCUAUGCACAAACACUUGGAUGGAUUGGACUUUUCUUUGCUCCUCUUUUACCAGCAAUACAGAUCAUUAAGUUCUUCAUUACAUUUCAUGUUAAAAAGGUUAGCCUAAUGAUGAAUUGUCAGCCACCUCGCAUGGCUUGGCGAGCUUCCCACAUGACGACAAUCUUCAUUUUCCUGUUGUUCUUUCCUGCCUUUAUUGGGGUUCUUUGCCUGAUAGGUGUAACUGUGUGGAGAUUGAGGCCUUCUGAAUUCUGUGGCCCCUUCAGAGGAUUAAAUGUCCCCUAUAGUUCCAUUUCUAGAUUUAUUCAUGGGAAGAUUUAUAAACUGGAGGGGCUUACAUGGAUCUACGACAACUUGCUUGUGAACCCACUAUUCUUCUUCAUCUUAACAAUUAUUGUGUUUGCUAUUAUUUACCUGUAUUGGCAAAUUAUAGACGGGCGUAAAAUGAUGGCAAAACUCUUACAAGAACACAUUAUUAAUGAAGGAAAAGACAAAACAUACUUGCUACAAAAACUCAAUGCCUUGAAGAUAAGGGAAGUUUCUGAUGAGGCGAUUAAUACAAUAAAAUUCAGAAAGGAGCCAGACCAACAAUUUCAAACAAGAGCUUCUGAAAGUUACAAUACCCCACUUCCAGGCUAUGCAGAAGAAUCACCUGGUCAUGACAGAAGAAAAUAUUAUUUAGAGCCUAAUCUGCAACUUGUGGGAAGAAGAGGAAGUCGUCAAUACAGACAACGAUUGGCUGAAGAUUCUGUGUCUACCAGCAACACAGAAGAGUUGAAUAUAACCGGUGAACUUGAGAGAGAAGAUCAGGGGCAAUCAAGACCAAGUGCGAGAGAAGAAGCUAGCAUUGCUCUUGCACUGGCAUUGGCUGCCAAGCAUCAGGCAGAACAGCAGCACCAACAAUAACUGUUUCUGAGAUAAUUCCCAGUGCUCUGUGUGACUCGAGAAAUCCCCAAGAGGACUUAAAUAAGAAAAAAAAUCACAGGUAACAUUAAGUGGUGGAAAAAUCUUGCCUAUUGCAGCAACACUUUUCCACUGAACCACCUCAGGUGACCCCCUGGAUAGCGCUGCCCACAGUACUUUCAUAAAUCUACCUGAUCACUGCAAGAGUUUUGAAUGUUAAUGUAAGCCCUUCACAGUUUUUUGGUGGUCUAUUGGCUCUAAGAAUAAUUGGGAGCAUUUAUAAUAGUUACUCAAGCUAAUAAAUGUUACUCCAUGUGCUCCACUUUGUAUCGCUAGAAAUAGAAAUUAGAUAAUCUAACCCAAUGAAGUUGUAUGCCUAGAAAUGUGGAUCACAUAACCUUUCUUUCCAGCACUGUGUGAUUAAAAAGCAAUUCAACCAGGGAUUAUUUGCAUUUCCAACCAUAACUUAUAAUUAAUAUUUUAAGUAGAUUAUAUUGGAAAAUUACCCUAAAGUAACUGCAACAUAUGCUUCAAUAAGCUACAAAAAGAUUAUUUUUCCUUAACUUGCAACUCAAUAAUAGUUAACAAUUAACUUAUAAAAUCCAAUACUUUUAUUUAUGCUUGUACUUUACCUCUUUCAAUUACAUAAGCUUGGUCCAUUCACAUUUUGGUAAAUUUUUGUGCCUUGUUCUAAUGCUGAUCAGUAUGAUAUUUCCUCAUUUCGGGCACAUGGAUGCAGAAAUUUUGUUGGGAGUUCUGGUUUCCUGUACUAACUUGGGGGAGAAAUGGACAAGUUAUGUCACUUCUCCAGGGCUGCUGGCAUUCCCCCACUGAAGUUCUAGCAGAAAUAUAGGAGAGCUCCAACAGAGCUUAUAGAUCCUGGUGGUUGCAUUCGGCAGAGUAAAACUCCAGCCACUUUACUUCUCCAAUGUGCUUACAUGUUAACCUUGUAUUUGAGCCAUACACUGCAGCAUUGUGACAUUUCCAUUUUAUGCCUUAUGAUUAUGAAACAGUGCCAAAUUAGGGCUGGUUUUGUUCUCAUGACAAUCAGCUAGGCUGGUGCUGCUCAAAGCAUUUUGCACAUAAUUCUGACAAGCAUGAGUGUGAGACUUCAGUCUGAGCUGGAUUUACGCUGGGUCCCAGUGAAAAAUGUACAAUGAGUUAAAUCAGCGAAACACUUCUCUGAUUUAAUUCUAUUUGAUAUUUCAUGUUUUAACCUGAAGUUUACUGCAAAAUACUCUGGAUGCUGGAAAUCUGAAAAUUACAAGAUGCAGGAAAUGCUCAGUAGGUCGGGCAGCACUUGUGGUGAAGUAUAUUUAAAGUUUCAGGUCAAUAAAUGUUACCACCUGACCCACUGGUCCUCGAUCUGGUUUGUGGCCCGUGUUCACCUCCUGGGUAUACCGCAUGUGCUUUUGGGGCUGCAUAGCUCCCAAAAACCUUGAAUGGCUAGUGCAGCCAUCCCACAAGCUUCAGGCAGAGCAAACCGAGGCCCUUCCACAGACCAUGGUUCAUUUCCCAUCAUCAGAGACAUUUGGAAACAGUGGAAAUACAUAAUUAAAAAUGUAAAACAAUUUUAUUUUAAAAUACAUUUAAUUGAAAACAAUAAAUAUUCAUUAAAAUUAAAAAAAUCCCUUCAGGUUCCUCAUCAAUGAAGGUCAGUAAUUCCAUUCAAAUGUACCAGACACUCCAGCCAUGACUAGAGUAGCUGAAUGGCCAGGUAUUAAGUGUAUUUAUCUCUUCAGUGAAGGUGCAUGGUGGUUAGCCAGCAUUUCUUAAAGGAAUCACCAAAUAGCUCCCAGGACAAUCUGACCAAUUAACUCUGCCUGUCUCUCCACAGAUGCUGCCUGACUUGCUAAGUGUUUUUGACAUUUUAAUGUUUAUUUGUAAAAGUUCAUGCAACAACUUUAAAGUGGAAGUGUUGUAAAUAAUUGCUGUAUCUAUACAAGAAGAUUCAUUUGUAUAUAAUUUUGUUAGUCUUAAGUACAUGGAGCAAAAAAAAACCUUAAUUAUUAUCAGACACUUCCUCUGAUUAAAAAUAGACUAUUCACAAGAUCAAAGUAUGAGAUGCUUGUCAUUAUGGUGCUGAUCACAGCUAACAGAUAAUAGCAAGGCUAUAAUUCAAACCAGGCAGUUAUGUUUAAGGUACAUUUGGUUUACAGUUGUUAGUGAAUUUAAAUGCAUUAAUCUUAUCACCACAAUUUCUUCCAUGUAAAAAAAAUAUAUCAAGUGACAGUACUGAAUACAUAUGAGGGAAGAUGAUCAUACUCAUCCAUGCAAUAAAUAUUGUAGCAUUGUUUUUUA